UAGGCACAGCAAGUCACACAUAUUGUGACAUUUAUAUCAAAGUUGUUUCAUGAUUCUCAAGAUUGUAUGAUUCCUCCACUUGUAAAAAAAAAAAAAAAAACCUUUGCUCUGGCCCUAUUAAACCUCCUCCAUAUAGACGAGGCUCUAAUGAGACACUGUAAAACAUUCUGGAGCAAUUAGAGCAUUAAUGGAUUUGGAAGUGAGGAGAGUGAAUUACCACAAGCAUGUACUGACGCCAUCUAGCGGGUGUCUCACCCGACUAACUUUUGUACCGAGAGAGAGACAAAGUGAGAGAGAGAAAGAGAAGGGGUGGGGGUGCUUUAAGUUAGGGGGCGCAGUUUUCUGGCAGUUUUUCCCCAUUGCCCCCAAACACUGACCCUUUGAUUCACCUUCCUAAUUAAAUAGUGUAGCGUGGACUGUGUUGCAAAUGAACUGGCAACAUAGCAAGACAGCUCCCUGAUGUUUUAAGGACAUAUUGGCCUGUGCACUUAAAUCAUAACAAAGCCAAAUGGGCUCCAACCCAAAUGGCCUCCCCUUGAAACUAUUUGUUUUGCACACAGCCAGGGGAGUGCGACUAAUCCAAUCCAAUUUCCAGUCAGCACAAAGGCUCGGUGAUUCACUGAAGAGAAAGAGAAUCACGAGAGACAAACUGUGGAGCGGUGCUGCCAUAUACCUCCUGGCACAUCUAAUCCCAAUAAGGACACAGAGGCACCGUUACGGCUGCGCCGAGGGCGCAUCAGACGGGUACAUGACGGCGGAGGCUCCCACGCUGGAUGCUCAGGCUCCUUCUCAAGGGAGUCGUGUUCGCAGGAAACUGCUUAUAUUGACGUCAGAUGGGUGAGUGACUUAACCGCGUGUGUUGCCACGACAGGAGCGACCGCAGCUGCGUGGGUCUGUCCACAUGAGCUGCACCCACACAACAGACAACCAAGCUGAGAUGCACCAGCCGCAACAACUAUACAACAUAUAAAAUAAAAACAAAGUUUAAUGGACACUUGGUUUUUUUCAAACUCAGUGUGAAUUGAUGAUUUAAUCAGCCAGGAGAAGAAGAAAGGGAGAGCGACGCUGCAUCCCGCAGCUGACAGAGAGACCACUUGUGCCGCCGUCUCAACUGUGCCAAGAGACAGGGAGUCUUUGAAAGCAACCGGAGCGCACCCGAGCGGCAUAUCAAUCAGCGUCCCGGAGAGCGACGCGCAGGGCGAUAAAACGCAUUGUCUUUUAGGUGCGCGCGCGUGCGCGUGUGUGUGUGUGUGUGUGGACCAGAGAGGAGCAAUGGUACUUUUCAUGUGCGGAAAAAGAAGGACAGCAUCAGUCACGGGCAAACAAAUGUGAAAAUCCUCACUUCCCAUCGUCUUCAUACGAGUGCGCACCGACGAAGAGACGCCGGACCCGCAGGAUCAUCGAUUUCGCACUUAGUGGUUUUUGCGCUGUGUAUGUGUGAAGAGCGAAGAGGAGGCAGAUAACGGCGGGAUUAAGAUACUUCUCUUGGACGAAACACUCAAAUUUAUGUCACCAUGAAAGCUGUGAUGUUGUUUUGGCUUGUUUGUUCUGCGGCAUUUUUCGCUGGGCUGCAGUGCGCCUCGCCAAGAACCACGGCGGCGAUGGAUCUCACCUCCGCCGGCUUCAGCAGCAACAGCAGCGGUGGCGGCGGCGGUGGUGGUUAUAGUGGUGAAACUGGUGGGAAAAAAGACCAGAACCAAACACUGGACUCCAGGCUGAAGAGGAGAAAGGUGGCUGUGGAUUUUGUGGUCCCAUCUCUGUUGCGCUAUUUCCUGGCGGAGUUCAUAAAGAGGCCAUUGAACGGCGACUGCCAGACUUUUAGCGGAUGUUCCACAGUGCAUGCCAAGUUACAAAUGCACUGCGUACCUUUGCAGAAAAUCCUAGCUACUUUUGUGGAUCCCAAGUCUGCAACAGAUUCAACACCGAGGAACAUGUCUUCAGACGGACAGCUCCCCUUCUUCUUCAAGCGGCCGUUGUCCAAAGUUCUGAAACUGAGCGUGAGGGAGUCAAGUCAAGUAGUGGUGGAAAUCGGGGAGGAUAUAGUCAGGACGGGAUGCGGGGGCCUGUCUGUAUACGAGGAGGAUCCGGUGGUUACUCUGGAAAUGGACCUCACAUCUAUUCUGGAGUGGUGGCUCGGCUCAGGGGGAAGCCGGCUUAGAGUCCGACUCAUGCCCGAGAAAAAGGCACAGGAGCCCGGCAUCGGGGAUCGAUAUGCCGCGGCCAUACGCGCUGCAGACCCUCGUCUUUUCCUCCAGAUAUCAUCCCAGGGUGAUGCCUUGACUCAUAGAACUGCAGCUGACAUCCCUGGAGGAUACUGGAACUUUUCCUGGGUGUCUGAAUAUGAUCUGAGCUUUCCUGAUGACUCCACAGUCAUGUCAGAUCGCAGAUGCCCUGGCAAUAGCAGAACAUGUGACCAGCAGCUGGGGGGCAGCCCGGAGUUUACAUGGAGCAUAGUGGCUGCUGGGGACCUGCAGAAAGAAAGAAAUGAAAGAACUGAAAAGAAGACUGGAAGUCCACAGGGUUGGGAGGAAGGUAAGAAUGAAGGUCAAUUCCUCUGGGUGAACAGUUCAGCAUUUGGAGGUCCCUGGGUGCUGAGUCCUUGGCUGUGGGGUGGACAAGUUCCUUGUAGCCUGGACAUGGCCUUGUUCCUCCACCCAAAACAAAGUGGGCAAUACACCAUAUGGCUCAUAGAGCGGGACAAAGAGCCACUCGCCCUCUUCUCCACUGUUACCCUCCCACGCAUCACAGGCUGGGCAGUGGUCCACCUCACCCUGGGCACCCACGGAGGAUCGCCUUUUCGGGUCUCUGCCAGUUAUGAUCAGCGGAUCCCACAGGAUGACAUGGCCACUAUCGAGCCCCACUUCACCACCAACUGCACCAUGGCCUCCUCACCCGGCCCAAACAUCACACUGGAGAGUCAGUACCACUGUCAGCAGGGGCCCGGGAUCCCCGUUGACAAACUCUGUGACUUCAACACAGACUGUCCACUCGGCGAUGAUGAAGGCGAACUAUGUCGUCGCUUUCUCAACGGCAGCUACUGCUCUUUUGAAGAAGGCGAGUGCAGUUGGCAGUCAAUAACGGGUCGUGGUCUUUCCUGGAGGAGAGUCCAGUCUCCAGCCAAGGCUUCCAGACAGAGCUGCCCAUCAUCAGGAGCUACAUUCAGUGUGGAGGGAAGCCAGUCUAAAGUCCAGAGAGGUGCAGCAUUACUGAGGAGCCCUCUCUUCCCCCCACCUCUGAGAAACUCCCCAUGCACGGUGCGGUUCUCGCUAUGUUCUGGAGGCUUACAGAGGGGGAUGCUGUCUCUCUGGAUAGUGGAGAACAGCACAGGCCCUGAAGAACAGCGCAGACUGUGGCAUUCAGCCAGUGAACCCAAGUCUGAAAGGGGCUGGAAACUCAUCGUACUUCCCCUUUUUGGGCUGGCAGACUGGUUUUGGCUGCAGUUCAGCAUCGAGGACGGGCCUGGACCCAGUUCAGCCAUCUCUCUUGACAACAUCUCUUUCAGUAUGGACUGCUUCAUGACAACCAAUGGCGAAUUUCCACCAGUGGUCAUCAGCACAACCCGGCAGUUUAGACCAACUAUCAACACCACGUCCAGGUCCACUGAAAACCCACCCACCCCUAAUUACUCCAAAACCUGGAUUUUUCAUACCUGCGGGGCAGUGGGUCCUGAAGGCCCGACACCCACUCAGUGCCUCAACUCCUACAGGAACAACAUUGUCAAUGUGACAGUGGGCACCCGGGGGCCCUUCAAAGGCAUUCAAAAGUGGCGGGUUCCAGAAACUGGCACUUACAGGAUUACUGCCUACGGUGCAGCUGGUGGUCGUAGUGUAUUGGCUAUGAGCAGGUCACAUGGUGUCUACAUCACUGGAGACUUCCUGCUGAGGAGAGACGAACUGAUUUACAUCCUGGUGGGACAACAAGGGGAAGACGCAUGUCCCAAUUCCAACAGCAUACUGAAUAAGAUCUGCCUGGAACAGAGCGGCCCAAUGGUGAACAAAACUCAAGUGAAAGGAGGCGGAGGAGGAGGUGGAGGAGCCACAUAUGUUUUCAAGGUGAACAAGGAUGUGUACACCCCUCUCAUCAUUGCUGCUGGUGGAGGAGGCCGGGGCUACAGCAGCCAAUCAGGAUCACAGCUGGAGCAGAUGGACUAUGAUCCCAGUCAGCCGGGACGCAAUGGGAAGUCGAGCGCAGCAGGUGGAGGCGGGGGUUGGAAUGAUAGUGCUCCUGUCAGUCAGGGCGGCAGACCACUGGUGCUGGGGGCCCAGGGAGGGCAGGCCUGUCAGAAGUUCUGGCAGACUCGUGGCGGCUUUGGUGGUGGCGGAGGUGGAUGUAUGUCAGGUGGGGGCGGUGGAGGCUACAGAGGCGGUAACACCUCCAUGAAUGACAACGCCAAACAUGAUGGCGAUGAUGGCACAUCUUUCCUCAAUCCAGAAGGAGAGACCUUCCUCCACGCUCUGAAAGCUAUGGAGGGCGAUGGUGAGGUGAUCAUCCGACCGGUGCAGAACUGCAGCCACUGUGAGAGCGGUGAAUGCCACGAGAGUGAGGACAGCAUUGUCUGCUACUGUGACGAUGAGCUCAUCCUGGCACCAGACGGAGUGUCCUGCAUCAACAGUACAGUGAUGACCCCGCUGGCUCCUCAGCCGUCUCUCUCCCACCUGGCCCUGGGUCUGUCUGUCGGCACGUCAGCCCUCAUCGCUGCACUGCUGCUGGCUGUGUCCGGGGUCAUGAUAAUGUAUAGGCGCAAACAUACAGAGCUGCAGUCCAUUCAGCUAGAGCUGCAGAGUCCAGACUGCAAGCUCAGUAAGCUGCGGGCGUCCACCAUCAUGACUGACUACAACCCCAACUACUGCUUCGCCGGCAAAACGGUCUCAGUCAGUGACCUAAAGGAAGUGCCGCGACGCAACAUCUCCCUCACCAGGGGGCUUGGUCAUGGUGCUUUUGGUGAAGUGUAUGAAGGACUGGCAGUGGGAAUACCAGGUGAACUGAGUCCACUGCAGGUGGCAGUUAAGACCCUUCCUGAGGUUUGCUCUGAGCAAGAUGAAUUGGACUUCCUAAUGGAGGCUCUAAUCAUCAGUAAGUUCAGCCACCAGAACAUUGUGCGCUGUGUGGGAGUGAGUCUGCAGGCCAUGCCCAGGUUCAUCCUCCUGGAGCUGAUGGCAGGAGGAGACCUCAAGACUUUCCUGAGAGAGACCAGACCCAGACUGGAGCAGCCUUCCAGCCUGACCAUGGUGGACCUCCUCAACGUAGCCAGAGACAUCGCUAAAGGCUGCCAGUAUCUGGAGGAGAACCAGUUCAUACACAGGGACAUUGCAGCACGGAAUUGCCUCCUGACCUGCAAAGGACCAGGCCGUACAGCCAAGAUUGGAGAUUUUGGGAUGGCUCGAGACAUUUACAGGGCAAGCUAUUACAGGAAAGGUGGACGUGCCAUGCUGCCAGUGAAAUGGAUGCCACCUGAAGCCUUCAUGGAGGGAAUCUUCACAUCUAAAACAGACACAUGGUCAUUUGGUGUUCUGCUGUGGGAGAUCUUCUCACUGGGCUACAUGCCAUAUCCAAGUCGCAGCAACCAAGAAGUGCUGGAGUUUGUGACCAACGGUGGCAGAAUGGACCCCCCUAAAAACUGCCCUGGGCCAGUGUACCGUAUAAUGACACAGAGUUGGCAGCACCAGCCUGAAGACAGGCCUAACUUCUCAACUAUCCUGGAGAGAAUUGACUACUGCUUACAGGACCCAGAUGUGGUGACCGUGCCUCUGCCUGUAGAAUAUGGUCCUGUGCCUGAGGAGGAGGAGCGUGUACCAGCACGCUCUGAUGACACCUCAGCUCCCGCUGUGCUGGUUAAUACCCAGGUGCCUGAUGGGGAGGCUCCACAGCCACCACCAUCCUAUCCUACAGAGGAGAACCGGAGAGGUGGAGAACAUACUGUUGUGGCUAGCACAGCAUCGGAGGCCAAAGCACAGACAUCGACCCAGCCCCAGCUAUACCUCCACCAGCACCAGCAGCCUCACACACAGACCUCCAUCACCAUGACGACCACUAAUACAAUCACCUCCACGGCCUCCUCUACUUUCUCAGCCAAGGGACCUCAUGUCAAUACCCAGCCAAGCGUAGAGGGGGGGCACAUUAACCUGGCAUUCACCCAGGGCCACCCAGCUGAGAAGGAGGGCCAUAGCGGGAAGAACACCAGUCUCUGGAACCCAACAUAUGGCUCAUGGUUCCUGCAGCAGCAGAAGAGGAAGCAGCAGCAGCAGCAACAGCAGCAGCAGCAGCAGCAUCAGAGGCAGGGAGGGGUGGGCGGCAUAGGAGGCAGCAGUGGCAGGGUACCCGGCGAGGGACAGGAGCAUGUGGGGCGUACGGUGGCUGAGAUGGCAGGAGCACUGGGUCUUCAGCACCAGCACAAGCAGUUCCAGCAUCAACUCCAGCAGCAGCACCAACUUCAGCUGCUGCACCAUCAGCAGCAGCAGCAGCAGCAGCAGCAGGGUCUCUGUAGACCUCUGUUACCUCCACCACCCCCUCCUGCUGCACAGUCACCUCUGCUAUUAGAUUCAGCCGCCUUGCCCCCAGUUCCCCUCUACAGACUGAGAAGAUUCCCCUGUGGGAACAUCGGCUACGGCUACCAGGACCAAGGUCUGCCACUGGAGGCUGCCCACGGCAACCCUGCACCCCCUCCUCCACACCCUGCCUCCCAGCAGGGAGCCUCCAUGUCCUCCUCAGCAGCUCACCAGAGGGGGGGUUCCGUUCCCACUCCAGCAUCCCUGGGUCGGUCAGGUCUGUCGGAGGACAGCCGCCCUCUGCUCGUCACCAUGGGAACAGUGCAGGACCCCAGACUGCCCAGGAUGGAGGGCCACAACGCCACUGUGCUUUAGCCUAAAUGCCUGUACUCUGCUGGUCUUUUUUCAGACCCUGUCUUUGAAGACUGUGUGUCCUGGACACUCAGCAACAAACACUGUGUUUUAGGACAGAGAUCAUUUUACACACCCCCCCCCCCCACCACCACCAUCCUACCAUUUUUGGUUUAUCCCUCCAGUUUAGAGCAAACUCAUCUCAGUGAAACAGAGCUGGAUGAGUCCAUUAGGCUUUUCCUAUGAGAACUCUGGAGGAGCGUUCAAAUCCCCAAUGGAUGUUAAAGCACAUCAGAAAAGGAAAAACUUUCGGGAGGCAAAAUUUAGCGACAAGAAUAGUUUUAAAAGUUUAAAAAAAAAAGAAAUAUUUUUUCAUUGCUGAAGGGAUCAGGACUGGGUGAGAUUACUAAGAAGAAACUGGAGAGUUCAUGACAGGUGGAUGAGGGUCAACUCGUGGACAGGGUGUGUGUGUUUUCAUGCUCAGUACGUAGAGGAGAAUGGACCAUUAGGAGGAUUUAAAUCUCUAUAUUUUGCUGGAUGUGAGUCUGGAUGUGUGUUGACUGCAGCACCUGUGUUAAGUUGUCUGCAGCUGUCAGCCACAUGUGAACCGUCACUGUUCCUCCCCUCAUCCUUUUGGAAAACAGCAGCGCGGUAAAUAACUUGUAUCAGACUAUUUUUCAUGAAUAUUGCAGAAUAGAACACUGGAUUACCAGAGACAUUUAUACUGAAAAAAAUACUGGGAAAAAUGUGUUUGUUGAUGUUUGCUUGCCUGCUUGUUUAUUUAUUCAUUUGUUUAUUUAUUAUUUGAAAGUGGCUCUAUAAAUUAUUAAUAAACUUGCUUAAAAUCCAAACAGAUUCAUCUUACAUCAAGUGCUUUUAUCUAUUUUCAGCUGCAGGAUUUGGUUGUGUUUUUUUUUGUUUUUUUCCCCAGUCCUGAAAAUCAAACGUCAAAUGGUCUGGAAUGAGUGAAGUCAGCAGCGUGGAUGUGGAUGAAUAAAUAAAACAAAGAAGCAGGUAUGAGGGAGAUGAUUGGAUGAAUGAAUAGCUUUUGUUAUAGCUGAAGAUGUGUCAACUCAUUGCUCCUGGUGUUAAUGGAUUUGAUUUUGUUAAUGACUGCGUUCUUUUGAACGAGUGCUUUGAGACAGUGAAGCUGAGACUUUUCUCACUCAUUUUUCAUUAAUUCACUUCUUGUUUAAUACAAACCUUUCCUUCCCCUGAUUGUCUGGAUAUAGAAACACAGUUGAUGAUGCUGAAUCAAUCUUCACAUCUCUGCUCUCUCAAAGCACUCUGCGAUCUUCAAAUCUCUACGUGUUCUGUCUUUUCUAUUACAGGACGAGUGUCGUGGAAUACGAAUGAGUGCGAGUGACACAUUUGAAUACAAACAGUAUUUUUGCUCUCCAUGUGACUGAAACCCUGGACCAAUUUGAGUCUCACUCUGCUCAUUCUCCCUCACGUGUCACGUGUGUGUACGAACUGUUCAGUUGAAGGACAGUAACAUACUGUAGAUGUAUCACCAAACACCGUCAGUGUGUUGAUUUUCAAGUGAAAACAAUGUGUGUCUUUCUUUGAUGCUUUUGCUUGACUGUAUUGUGCAUUCCUGUCGGUCCUGCUGCAAAGCAAAAAUGAGCUGUCGUGUGCGUCAUGGCACUCGGUGACUGAUGAAGACAAAUGCAGCCCUGCAGGCAAAGUCAAUAUAUUGGCUAAUGAGAAGUUCUUUGCUUCAUCUCCAGCACCUGUGUUAAAACUGUGUUCUCUUCACAGCUCAUCACCAUCGUUUGAUGUAAAAAGACAAAGUGAACUGCACCUGUAAAUGUUGUAAUUAUAAAGUAUUGUACUAUGGCUCCGGUAAAAGCUGUAAAUUGCCCUUGAGAAGACAUUCACCAAAAUUAAUAAAUUACUAUAUAAUAA
Molecule: messenger RNA, 8744 nt
Organism: Solea solea (common sole)
Lineage: Eukaryota; Metazoa; Chordata; Actinopteri; Pleuronectiformes; Soleidae
Gene: alk
Product: ALK receptor tyrosine kinase
Exons: 29
Coding region: 1515-6860 (1781 amino acids)
Biological process (GO): protein phosphorylation; regulation of neuron differentiation; multicellular organism development
Cellular component (GO): membrane; signaling receptor complex
Molecular function (GO): protein binding; transmembrane receptor protein tyrosine kinase activity; ATP binding
Source: RefSeq, a predicted model, not a curated record